GCGGAGAGGAAUGGGCGUGCUCAUGGUUGCAACUAACCCUGCUAGCUUGCGGCUAUUGCAAAAUAUACCAUUCUAAAAUGUCGUAGCCGCUACCUGGCGUCGGUAAAUGAGCUGGAUGGCUUUCGACAACAAGAGUGUGGCUUUUGGGGGGGAAAGGUUAUCAAGAUGAACCUGCAGAGAGAAUCCACGUUUCAAUAUGAACUGAAUAGAAUUUCCCCUGAACCAGAGUGACAAAAACUUGGGAACGGUUUUACUUCUAUUUUUCUGACAUGAGACUGCAGCGAUGCGGAUCGUCAGACUAGCAUGCAUAAUCAUGGCCAGGGUCAGUACGUUAAGAUCCCUUCAGUUUGUGCUACUCCUGGCCGCUGCCCUGGCUGUGGUGGCAUUCUACUACUUUGGCUCAGAGAAUCAGAACUUCUCAAGCACUACCAGGAGGAUCAAGCUGUCUCAGGCAAACCACAAUGCCAACAGAAACAAUGCAGAUCUGACUUUAGAUACCAGGUUCUCCCAGCUUGAUGGAUCCGAGGAAAAAGAAACAGGAGAGAGCAAUGCUUUUCAAUCCAAAACACGUGGCGACGAGACUCAGGACCAACGCUACAAUAUUCUCAUGAUGUUCACAAAAGUGGACAAAAACCGUAGCCUCCAAGACAAGUUCAGAGUGGCCAUGUUAUCUAUGGUCAAGUAUGCACAGUUCCUGGAAGGAGAGGUCUUGGUGUUUCAUUUUGUGAGUGAUCCAGCCAGUAAAGAACUGGGAGAGAAGAUGCUUCAGGAAUUCCUCACAAAUGCAACGUUCAAGUAUGAGGUGUUGUUCCAUGACGUGGAAACUUUCACUCACAAGCUUUUCCCAAUUGUGGAAGCCUUGCAAAAACACUUCAGCGCUGGUUCCUGGGCUUAUUACAGUGAUGCCAUCUUCUUCCUGUCUGUAGCCAUGCAUCAUAUCUUGCCAGAAAAUUUGACGCGCAUUGUGCAGCUUGACCUGGAUCUGAAGUACAGGACCAACAUCAGGGACCUCUUUAAAGAAUUUAACCACUUUCCACCAGGAGCAGUACUUGGCAUCGCAAGGGAGAUGCAGCCUGUGUACAGACACACAUUCUGGCAAUACCGCAAGGAAAACCCUGAAACCAGAGUGGGUGACCCUCCGCCCGAGGGUCUCCCUGGCUUCAACAGCGGUGUGAUGCUGCUAGACCUCGCCGCGAUGAGGGCCUCAGCUCUCUACAACCAACUGCUGGAUACAAGAAAUGUGACCAAGCUAGCUGAUAAGUACAGCGUCAAGGGCCACCUCGGAGACCAGGACUUUUUCACCAUGAUCAGCAUGGAACACCCAGAACUGUUUUACUCCCUGGCCUGUGGUUGGAACCGGCAGUUGUGUACCUGGUGGAGGGACCAUGGCUACAGAGAUGUCUUUCAGUUGUAUUAUCGUUGUGAUGGACCUAUUUAUAUCUACCACGGGAACUGUAAUAGCCCCAUUCCAGAUGAUUAAUGACAGGCCCUGGAAAUGCAAUGUUGCUUAAAAUAAUGUAAGACUUUCUCCCACAUAGCUCACAAAAAAACCAUUGUCUUUGUUAUAGCAGACUCUGCCCCUUGCUGGUCAAAGGGUUACCGAGAGUGUUGCUUUUUUUGUUUUUUGUUUUUUUGCAAACUUGCACCACUGUUACUGUAGUAUGUAUAACUUUGCUUCAAAUCAAAUCUGUUAGUUUUAGUCAUAUUUAGUACAUUUUUCAUUGCUUUAUGCCAGUAUUAGAUUGAGAAUAAAAUGUCUUUAAUGAUCUGUAUUUUCGGGAAACAUAACCAAAUAAAACGAUGACCCACUUUUGAGCUGACACUGAUCAAAUGAAUGUCAGCACUCAAUAUUGUUGUGUUGGAGGUGGGUGCUGAAGGUUCUCUAUUACGAUUGUCACACUAUCAAAAAUUCUUAAAUAGAGGAUUGUUAAAAUCAAUGUGUUUCAUUUGAAUUUAACCUUAAGCUGAUCAAUAUUGUUUAUUUUAGUUUCUUAUAUCUCAGUUAUGAGGUCUUUAUUGCACUUUACAAAAAUAAAACCCGAUGACACCUGA
Corythoichthys intestinalis (scribbled pipefish) is the source of this 2052-nucleotide messenger RNA. It is a transcript of the gene xxylt1, whose product is annotated as xyloside xylosyltransferase 1. The transcript is spliced from 6 exons. The record is from RefSeq and is a predicted model, not a curated record. The coding region runs from base 284 to 1480 and encodes 398 amino acids. Gene Ontology annotation, molecular function: xylosyl alpha-1,3-xylosyltransferase activity. Gene Ontology annotation, cellular component: endoplasmic reticulum membrane. Gene Ontology annotation, biological process: protein O-linked glycosylation via N-acetylgalactosamine. NCBI's taxonomy places the organism in Eukaryota, Metazoa, Chordata, Actinopteri, Syngnathiformes, Syngnathidae.